AUGAACAGUACCACAUGGAUGCAGUGGCUCCUCAUGUUCCUGCUACCUGGGCUCAUCGUCCCUGCAAGUUCCGCUUGGACCAGCGAAGCAGAGCCCAUCGACCGCCUGUAUGCCCGACUCGGGGCCACCACCGUGGUCUUGUCUUGCCCUGUACCUGAAGGCGGAUCCCAGGUGGUAUGGAAAAACCACGUGACCCCGGAGACCGUUUUGAACGGGGUGCAGAAAGAUGGCAGCCUCAUCUUGCGGAAUGCCAGUUCGGCCCAGGAAGGGGAAUACAGCUGCCAGGAUGCCAGCACUGGGCAGACCCUGGGAAGGAUUCACCUCCGGCUGGGCUACCCCCGUUCACACAACCCUUAACCUGCCGCCCUAUGCAGUGCAUGUCUGAACCCAGAUUUUCCUUGUGGACGCAGGCACGGCUUAAGGGGAGACGUCCACCAGUGCAAACCCCCCGUUGCAGGGAGCCACAGCUGCAGUAUGACCCUCUUGCAGAUGUUCUCCACCGAUCCUUACGUGCUCAACGUGACAGCUGUCAAUCCGCUGGGGACAGCCAGCGAUUUCUUUCUGGUCUCCCUGGAUCAGAUCAUCCAGCCAGACCCUCCAGAAAAUGUAACGGUCUCCCCGAUCCAAGGGAAGAAAAAAAUGUUGCUUGUACGAUGGGAGGCUCCCAGCUCCUGGUUAUAUCCUGAAUAUUUUCCCCUGCAAUAUAUCAUCCGUUAUUCGAGAGAUGGAUCAAGGCUUAGCCGAACGACCAGGCCUAUCGAGCGAACUUCCUUUAACCUCACCGGGAUCCGUUCUGGCGUAACCUACCACAUCCAAGUAGCUGCAAAAGACUUCCUGGACAAUGGGGAAUACAGCGCCUGGAGUCUUCCGGCCUCUGGCGCGUCCUGGGAGCCUGAGUGAGGGCCAAAGAGGAUGGACUUUGUAAUACUUGAAACAUGGUAUUUGUAAUACUGCUGCACUGGCUAAUUACACAUAGGUUUUCUUGUAUUUUCUUGUAUUUAAAUUGG
Messenger RNA from Notechis scutatus (mainland tiger snake), 1007 nucleotides. NCBI's taxonomy places the organism in Eukaryota, Metazoa, Chordata, Lepidosauria, Squamata, Elapidae. The record is from RefSeq and is a predicted model, not a curated record.